UGGUGCAAAAAUGAAAAAGAUUGAUCGUCUAGUUUCGGAGAUAUUGAAUUUUAAAAAUUGAAUUUUUGAAUCUUUUUUUUCUGAAGAUUGGUAGUACAUGGUCAUGGUCUGUGGUUAAGUUUCCCCCGCUUUGUUCGCAAAAAACCCAACGAUGGACAAAGAUAACGAACCCGUUGGUAACUGCCCUAUUUGCGACAAGCCCUUUUCGUUAAGCUUGAUCGAAAGUCACGUUAACAAAUGUAUCUUCCUGAACUCGGCGGACGCUGAAGACAUGCCGAAACGCAAACGGUCCCCCUCGCCAAUUCUCCCCCAGAACACUACCAAACCAAAGACAACCCAAAAAAUGGAUUUAGUUUCACCAUCCAAGAAACCAAAAACCUCGUCUUCAACAAGCACCACCAAAGAGAACCCCCUGACCUUUACAACCCCCUUAGCCAAGCAGCUCCAACCCAAGUGCCUGGACGACUUCAUGGGCCAAAGCCACGUCCUGGGCGAAAACACCGUGCUGAGGACCCUACUGGAGAAAGGAGACAUUCCCAACAUGGUCCUGUGGGGGCCCCCCGGCUGCGGCAAAACGUCCCUCUCGGGGGUGAUCCAAGGCAUAUGUAAGAGCAACCCCACGAAAUUAAAAUUCGUGUCGUUAUGUGCGGCCACUGCGGGCGUUAAAGACGUGCAAAAUAUAGUCUCGGCAGCGAAGCUGCAGCAGAAAUUUGGGUGCCGCACUGUUUUAUUCAUGGAUGAGAUACACAGGUUUAAUAAAAAGCAGCAGGACAUUUUCCUGUUGCAUGUGGAGAAAGGGGACAUUAUUUUAGUGGGGGCCACCACUGAAAACCCGUCGUUUACUGUAAAUUCGGCACUUUUGAGCCGCUGUCGUGUGAUUGUCUUGCAAAAGUUGGACCCCGAUUGCUUGUAUCAAAUUUUGGAACGGGGGGCUCGGAAUUUCAACGUGGAAGUUGUAGAUAAGGGGGCAAGGAGUAAAGGAUUUGCGGUGCAAGCAGACGCGCUUAAGUGGUUGGCUGAUAUAAGCGAUGGGGACGCCAGGAUUGCCCUGGGGAACCUACAACUAGUUCUCCAAUACAAUGAGGAUAAAAAUAAAGUUGUUACGAUCGAGGAUAUUAAGGAAAAAAUCAAGAAAUCUCAUUUGUUGUAUGAUCGCAAAGGGGAAGAACACUAUAAUGUUAUUUCAGCAAUGCACAAGUCAAUCAGGGGCUCAGACCCCAAUGCGGCCCUUUACUGGACCACGAGAAUGAUAGUCAGUGGUGAAGACCCUCUCUACAUUGCUCGCAGAAUGGUCAGGGCUGCUAGUGAAGAUAUUGGUAAUGCAGACCCUAGAGCCCUACAACUGGCAGUCAGUACAAUGCAAGGGUGUCAAUUGUUAGGGAUGCCCGAAUGUGACGUACUUUUGGCCCAGUGUGCAAUUUAUUUAGCCAGAGCCCCUAAGUCAAGAGAGGCCGAUUCGGCUUUAGCUAGAGCAAAACAGCUCAUUAAAAGUUGUGAAGGGUUGCAACCCUCUGUUCCUAUGCAUUUGAGAAACGCUCCAACAAGAUUAAUGAAAGAUUUGGGGUAUGGAAAACUUGAGGGUGAUGAACGGUAUUACAUGCCUCCAGAACUCAAAAACGUGGAUUUUUUCAAGUAACUUCGCCACCAAAUGUUUUUUACGUUCUUUAUUUAUCAAAUCUGUAAUAUACAGACUCCUACAAUCACUGUUAUUGUAACAGGAAUAUAAUAACUAAAAUGGAUUGUUCAAAAUAUAAA
Tribolium castaneum (red flour beetle) is the source of this 1755-nucleotide messenger RNA. Its product is annotated as ATPase WRNIP1. The record is from RefSeq and is a predicted model, not a curated record. Bases 152 to 1636 code for a protein of 494 amino acids. Gene Ontology annotation, molecular function: single-stranded DNA helicase activity; enzyme activator activity; ATP hydrolysis activity. Gene Ontology annotation, cellular component: nucleus. Gene Ontology annotation, biological process: DNA-templated DNA replication; DNA repair; DNA synthesis involved in DNA repair. Lineage: Eukaryota; Metazoa; Arthropoda; Insecta; Coleoptera; Tenebrionidae. The transcript has 4 exons.